Molecule: messenger RNA, 2622 nt
Organism: Oikopleura dioica
Lineage: Eukaryota; Metazoa; Chordata; Appendicularia; Copelata; Oikopleuridae
Source: the annotation of a GenBank genome assembly
AUGCUCGAAAAUUAUGUGAAUUUUAUUGCAACUUGUGGAUCUGCUCCAAGUCUAUCAAAAUGCCAACUUCGCCGAGUGCAAACUCCACCUUCAAACCCAAUUGCCUUUUUUGACGAUCACUACAACUCGUGGGAGAUACGCUGCUCAACUUGUAUUUCAACUUAUAAUAACGAUUACAAUCGAAUAGAAGGUUUCAUAAACCAGCUUGGCCAUAAUCAAGAUUUUGAUCUCAAAUCUGAGUUUAUGUCAAUGCGACGAGCUCAGCUGCAUCGUGUUAUGGAAAAUCACAGAUCCAUUUUCGACUUUUUUACUCAUCAUAAAUUCAAUUUUGGUCUACUCAAUGUGCAAAACAGCAGCAUUCUUGCAGCGGCUGCUGAAAUUGCAGAAAUUGAGAAUCGCCAUCAUUGUGACACGCCGAUGAUGAUGACCCCAACUCCGGCGGCGGCGGCGGGAGACAUUGCAUCAAAAGAAACUCAAUCUGCUGCAUUUGAAGUCAGCAACCCUAACAAUGCAGACAAUGAUGAUGAUAAAUUGAUAGAGCCGAAAGAUAGCGCCGCCGCCGCCGUUGACGCCCCUGCCGACACUGGGUCAAUCAUUGAGAUAUCAAGCCAGUCUUCAGAUGAUGAUGACGACGACGAGGACGACGAUCCGUCAUACAACUACGAGCCAAACAAAACUUUUACAGCAGAGCGCAAAAAACUGCUAAAAAAGCAGCGGCGUAAUGUCUCCACUCAAGCUGCUAUUCAAGCAUCGUUGCAAGAAGAACGAUUUAAGCCUAUCCGACUCGGAAAUCGAGGAGGGUCGACUAGUGAUCGUCGAGUCGUCGGAUUCGGAGCAGGAGGAGGAAAACAAGCGCGAGAAGAAUCUCAAAAGACCAGCAUCGACACCAUCAAACUCGUCCACAGAUCUACAACAACAACCACCUCCAGCCAAGAGAGCAGCAGCAGCAGCAAACAGCAGCAGCCAAGUGCAACAACCAAUAAAGCUACGACUAAAAGCUUUGAAGGGUGCAGCGAAUCCGUGCCAAUAUUUGAUGCACACUUCCGACGAAUCGGCCUCAAGAAACUUCUCCCAAAACCACCAGCCAAAUCAAAAAAAGAUGAUGAUGAAUGGUAUUUGCCAAAUGGAAUAUAUCUCAACCCAAACUACAACGGCGAGCGGCGACGGAACAACACACAGCGACAAACCAAAGGAGGAGGAGGAGAAUCUUCCCCCGCCACCGAUUCCACCACCAGUCGCAGAGUCAACUCCAACCAAAUUCACAACAACGCCAGAGAUGAAAACAGUGACGCCGUCAUCAAAAAUCUACAACUGCAAGAGAAAUCUCACACAAACACUAUUUGGCAAAAGGUAAUUUACAAAUGCGACUGUGUGUGUGUGUGUUAUUAUGUGCUUUUUAGAAAAUCGCCCCCAAAACAACCAGAUGUGCAGAAAAUAGCCACCAGCGAACCGUCGCCAAUCAAGACAACAGUGACACGAGAAACUCAAACGGAUCCGCUGCUGCCACCACCACCGUUUCAGCGGCCACAGCAUGCACCAACAAUCUCCAGCAACAACAACAACACUCAGCUCAUCAUAACAAUGACAAAUUACGGUCUUCUCAUGACGCCAGUCAACAAUUCCAAUGUUCAAGUGAGCAUCAACGAACUCAACCUCCCCAAAGCGUUCCAUCCCAUCCCUGGAACAAUGCCACAAAACAUUGGAGCCAAGCGUCUCUUCAUGAAUGUGAGCAACCCAGCAGUAGCACCGGUGAAACCACCUCGACGAAAGAAGCAACAAAAAUCCACAAUCAACUCACCGAAACAACAACAACCACCACCACCACCACACAUUGGGCAUCACAACCAGCACAACACCUCCAUUGGCAGCAACAAAACCACUUCUUCUGGCAGCAACAGUACAAUCCCUGCAUCUGGAAUCAUGAUGGAUCACACGCAGACCAUCAGCCAUUCAACAACGCCAACUACUCCUCAACUCAAUACAACUAUCCAGAGUUUCAACAGCGAAUCCAACAGCAGCAGCAUUUUGAGCAACAACGAUUUCACAGCGGCCGACCAAUGUUUUCUUCUUUCGGAGGAGAGGCAACACGUGGACAAAGCUAUUCUGGAGCAAAUUUACACCGACCAAUUUAUCAACAGAGCAACAUCGGCAACAACUGGCCAACUUGGCCAGCAGACAGUCAUUCCACCACCGCCACCGCCGCCUACCAACAACCACCACCUGACUUCGCUGCCAGCGCAAACCAACACUACUACAGCUCACAUUUCCAACCAAACAACGUUAACCAACAGCAGAGACAAGAAAGCAGCGCCUCCGGCUUACAAUCAAAUCUUCCCACCGAAAAAGAAUUCAAUUAUGACAAAGGAUCAGCUUGCUCUCUAUUUUCAACAACAGCAGCAGCAGCGGAAUCAACAACUCUUUGCAGUAGCGGCGGCGGCGGCGGCGCAACAGCGUCAACCACAACGACAAUUUCUUUACCGACAGCAAUUAUUACACCAACAAACAUACAACAGUUACGUCCCUCAUCAUCAUCAUCCAAGCAACAGCACAACAAUUCAACAAACGACAAACAAUUCGUACCCACAUCACCAGAAAACUACCGCCCAAUUUCAACCCCGAUGA